Messenger RNA from Punica granatum (pomegranate), 1331 nucleotides. The record is from RefSeq and is a predicted model, not a curated record. NCBI's taxonomy places the organism in Eukaryota, Viridiplantae, Streptophyta, Magnoliopsida, Myrtales, Lythraceae.
AUUAUAUAUAACCCUCCACUGCCCUCUAUUUCUCUGCUUUCUUGGCCGGAAACGAAACCAUGACUUUACAUUUGCAAUCCAACUCCUACCCUCCUCCGUUUCGCAGACACAGCCCGGUUCCACAACCGCAGCCAUCCUACGUUUCCGGCUCACCCGCACGCAAGCUCGAUGAUGAUUCUGGAACAGACCCAAUUCCGGUCGUUGACCUAGGCUCCCUUGACCAGGGAGAGCUGCGAGAAGCCUGCCGAGGGUGGGGGCUGUUCCGGCUGGUGAACCAUGGAGUCCCGCAGACCCUGUUGACCAUGCUGCAGGAGCACGUCGGGAGGCUCUUCUCACUGCCCUUCGAGGCCAAGCAGCAGGGGCUCUUCGGGAGCCCACUGUCCUACUUCUGGGGCACCCCUGCCCUUACCCCUUCCGGGUCAGCCCUCGGGAUGGGCCCCGGGCAAGAUAGGAUAAACUGGGUCGAAGGGUUGAACGCUCCUUUGGGUCAACUCUCGCAGUUGAGGGCUCAUGACCCACUCCUUGCUUCUUUCCGGGACCUGCUGCAAGAAUAUGGAGCUCACUUGGGGAGAAUAGCUACAUCCUUGUUUCCCGCCAUGGCCGAGGACCUCGGGCUUGACCAAGAGCAAAAGGACAGUUAUCUAUCGGAAUCGACGGGAUUCGUUCGAGUCUACCGCUACCCUUGUUGCCCAACCGGAAGUGGCAACAACAACUGGGGAAUGGAUGUUCACACGGACAGCUCCGUCCUCACCAUUCUGUGUCAAGACCUUGUCGGCGGGCUGGAGGUCUCGAGAGAAGGCGAGUGGAUCCGAGUCAGGCCGAUUCCUGGCACACUCAUCGUCAACCUCGGGGACAUGAUGCAGGCUAUAAGCAAUGACGAGUACAAGAGCGCGAUACACAGGGUGAGAAUCAGUGAGCGCCACGACCGCAUCUCGAUCGGCUACUUCGUGUUCCCGGGCGAGGGGGUCGUUAUUCGGAGCUCAAACUAUCAGCCAUUCAAGUACAGUGAAUUCCGGGCACAGGUGCAAAUGGACGUGAAGAUGCUAGGCUUCAAGGUUGGGCUUGAGAGGUUCAAAAUCAAGCCAAAUUCCGACGAUAACAAUAAUAAUAAUAAUAAUAAUAAUAAUAACAGCAAAGGGAUCAGCAGCCAUUUUCAGGGCUGAGGCUGUAUUUGUUUCUCUUUUGGGCUCAGUGGUUCUCCCUUCCAUCUGAGAUCCAUGUAAAGACCCACGACUGACUAAACAAAAAUUUGGAUGGAUCAACCAAUCCAUACAAACCUUUUGUAAACUGAAUUAAUCAGAUCAAUAAAUUUGCUAAGUAAUGAAUUAUAA